This is a messenger RNA of Castor canadensis (American beaver), 1251 nucleotides long. It is a transcript of the gene Gsx2, whose product is annotated as GS homeobox 2. Gene Ontology annotation, biological process: regulation of DNA-templated transcription. The record is from RefSeq and is a predicted model, not a curated record. Gene Ontology annotation, molecular function: DNA-binding transcription factor activity, RNA polymerase II-specific; sequence-specific double-stranded DNA binding. Gene Ontology annotation, cellular component: nucleus. Lineage: Eukaryota; Metazoa; Chordata; Mammalia; Rodentia; Castoridae.
UCUGUUGUGACUCGGGCAGCCUAUCCCGAGGGUGGGGAGCUGCGGAGGAGCCGGAGCCGAGCGGUACUCUGCAACAUCACGUGCCGGGUGGGGGCUAUAAAAUCCCAGUGCCGGGGCGCCGGGCGGGGGACGUGAGGACCAGCCCUCUCCAGGGACCCCUUUGUUUGUGUCCCAGACACCGACACCUCCGCAUCCCCCAAGGGUUGACUCCCCGCGUCCGCGCUGCUACCGCGGCAGAGCUCAGAACCCAAGAGGGGAGGGGGCGCCGCGGCCGGCCUGACCCUUCAGCCACCAGUCCCUCCGACAUGUCUCGCUCCUUCUAUGUCGACUCGCUCAUCAUCAAGGACUCCUCACGGCCCGCACCCUCGCUUCCUGAACCGCAUCCUGGGCCGGAUUUCUUCAUCCCACUUGGCAUGCCUUCCCCGCUGGUGAUGUCGGUGUCCGGGCCCGGCUGCCCGUCCCGCAAAAGCGGCGCUUUCUGCGUGUGCCCGCUCUGCGUCACUUCGCACCUGCAUUCCUCGCGCGCACCCGCGGGCGCUGGUGGCGGGGGCGCCGGAGCCGGGGGUACAGGGGUCGGGGGCGGCGGGGCGGCAGGAGGCACCGGGGCCCUGCCUCUGCUUAAGAGCCAAUUCUCUUCCGGUCCUGGGGACCCGCAGUUUUGCCCGCGGGUGAGCCACGCGCACCAUCACCACCACCCGCCUCAGCACCACCACCAUCACCACCAGCCCCAGCAACCGGGUUCGGCUGCUGCAGCAGCGGCUGCAGCGGCAGCCGCGGCGGCCGCAGCUGCCUUGGGGCACCCACAGCACCACGCACCUGUCUGUACCGCCACCACCUAUAACGUGGCGGACCCGCGGAGAUUCCACUGCCUCACCAUGGGAGGCUCCGACGCCAGUCAGGUACCCAAUGGCAAGAGGAUGAGAACGGCGUUCACCAGCACGCAGCUUCUGGAGCUGGAGCGGGAAUUCUCCUCCAACAUGUACCUGUCUCGGCUGCGGAGGAUCGAAAUCGCUACGUACCUGAACCUAUCAGAGAAGCAGGUGAAAAUCUGGUUUCAGAACCGCCGCGUGAAGCACAAGAAGGAGGGGAAGGGCACGCAGAGGAACAGUCACGCGAGCUGCAAGUGCGUCGGUAGCCAGGCGCACUAUGCGCGCUCAGAGGAUGAGGACUCCUUGUCUCCAGCCUCUGCUAACGACGACAAGGAGAUUUCUCCCUUAUGAGGAGGACCACCCCCUCACACUGCCAGCUCCU